Messenger RNA from Ilyonectria robusta, 417 nucleotides. RefSeq lists its product as uncharacterized. The record is from RefSeq and is a predicted model, not a curated record. Lineage: Eukaryota; Fungi; Ascomycota; Sordariomycetes; Hypocreales; Nectriaceae. The transcript has a single exon. The coding region runs from base 102 to 353 and encodes 83 amino acids.
GCGCGGCUACAGCGAUGGUAUCGAAUGUUUGCAGCUCGAGCACAGUAGUCGAAUGACGAACGACGCAGAGCCACGGCGACCAGCACAGGGAACGGCUCCAGAUGCCUAGGUCAGGGAUGAUGAGCGGGAUUGGAUUUAAUCUCACCUUGUGUCCCCUUUUUUCUCCAGCAGCAAAAACCACGCUCGACGGCGUGGAUAGCAACUUUUGGGGGAGAGGAAAGGAGCUCCGGGGGGAGAGGCAGCAACAGGAGCAAGAGACGACGACGAGACCGAUGUGUAAAGCCGACGAAUGGCUUGCUUGCUUCGUUUGCGGGAGGAGGGAGAGGAGGGAGGGAAGCAAGGAAGAGUUGUAGUCGGCAAGGUAGUGUAAUUAGUACGUGGUCUUGGGAUGGGGAUGGAUGAGGGACCGACAGACAG